AUGAAAACCAAGUGUUUUAAACCUUCAAGUGGAUACGCCUACAGACCUCCGAAGAACAUUUCUAACGUGAUCCUGGUGGACAAUGUGGGUUGUCGUGGUGACGAGACCUCGCUCCUCAACUGUACAUACAACAAGUGGGAGGCCACCACAGGCUGUGAUUUCUAUGCCGAGCGUGCAGGGGUGUUUUGCUUCAGUGACACAAAUGGCCUCAAGUACCGGCUAGGCAGAGGUGAGACUAAGCCCAGCCGGGUGGAGAUCAUGUACAACAGGGUCUGGGGCUCCAUUUGCGACUGGCUCUGGGAUUCUCGGGACGCGCGCGUCUUCUACCGAACCAUUGGCUUCGAGGACGGGCUGGAGGUGGUGGGCGCUAGAUACGGGCAGGUGGAGGGGCCGCUUUGGUUCACGCGGGUCAGCUGUGACGGAUACGAGGAUAGCCUGCUGCAGUGUCGCCAUACAGGCUUCAACAGCUCCAGCGAGAUGGAGGGGGUCUACGCGAGCCUGUGCAGAAAGAGUUCUUAUGAUGCAUCCGCAAGAUGCUUUGAUAAGAAGCUGGAGUUGACGAAUGUGCGCCUUGUAAACAUUGAGGGAGACCCAACAUAUGGCCGCGUGGAGGUGUAUCUAGCAGGCGCGGGGGAAUGGGGCACAGUCUGCGAUGAUUACUGGGACGAUGUGGACGCCACUGUCGUCUGUCAGUUUCUCAGAUUUGGAGUAGGACACGGCGUUCAGGGUGAGAUAUAG
Messenger RNA from Dreissena polymorpha, 738 nucleotides. RefSeq names its product neurotrypsin-like. Gene Ontology annotation, cellular component: membrane. The record is from RefSeq and is a predicted model, not a curated record. NCBI's taxonomy places the organism in Eukaryota, Metazoa, Mollusca, Bivalvia, Myida, Dreissenidae. The transcript is spliced from 3 exons. Bases 1 to 738 code for a protein of 245 amino acids.